Messenger RNA from Panicum virgatum (switchgrass), 1493 nucleotides. Its product is annotated as dof zinc finger protein 2-like. The transcript has 2 exons. Gene Ontology annotation, molecular function: DNA binding; DNA-binding transcription factor activity. The record is from RefSeq and is a predicted model, not a curated record. Bases 422 to 1171 code for a protein of 249 amino acids. Gene Ontology annotation, biological process: regulation of DNA-templated transcription. NCBI's taxonomy places the organism in Eukaryota, Viridiplantae, Streptophyta, Magnoliopsida, Poales, Poaceae.
UCGCGCGCGCGCUCGAUCGAUCGCCUAUAAAAGCACCACCAGGUCGAGCACUCAGACGCCUCCAUUGGCUCGCAGCCUUCGCCUCAAGGCCUGAGCUGUCCGUGCUUCUUCAUCCAUUCUACUAGCUCGAAUCGAAGCUACACUGAUCGUACGAGAGGCUCGUAGCACAGUCACACGCUCGAGAGUCGAGAGACAUUGUUAAGCUGCAGCUGCGGACUUGAGGCGAGAGUAGUGAGGAGGGGAAGGGAGCUGGAGGAGGAGUCGUGCGCGGUGGCGGCUGACCGGCCCGGCACCGACAUGCGCGGAGCGUCACAGUGGCACUCCCACCGCAGCAAGCGCGCCCCGUCCGACUGCGACGCCGCCCUCCUCCCCGCCGCCGGCAACAAGCUGCCCUGGCCGUCGCCGCGGCGCCCGGCCAACCAUGCGGUCUUCCUUUCCGGCCUCGCCUUCCUCUUCCGCUUCGUCGCACCUCUCUUACCUGAUCCCUGCUAGGCCGCCGCCGCCUCCUCCACCCCUUGCCAUGGGACAGGGAUACUGUGCGGCCGGUGGCAUCAGUGUGCCGGCAAGUGUGGCCAUGGACGCGGCGAGUGCCGCGGCGGCGGCGGCUGCUGCGCCGAGGCAGGGCGCCCGGAACGCGGGCGCGGGCCACCCACCGCUGCCGCGCCCGCCGCCGAGGCAGUGCCCGCGCUGCCAGUCCGGCAACACCAAGUUCUGCUACUACAACAACUACAGCCGCACGCAGCCGCGGUACCUCUGCAAGGCGUGCAGGCGCCACUGGACCGAGGGCGGCACGCUCCGCGACGUGCCCGUCGGCGGCGGCCGCAAGAACAGGCGCGGCGGCAGUAAGGGCCCCGCCGCCGCGAAAGCGUCUGCCUCCACCGCGGCCGCGACGCUGCAGGGCGGGGGCGCCGCCGAUACGUUCCCGGACCUCCUGCGGCAGCUGGUCCACUUCCAGCCGGGCGCCGCGGCCGUGGGCGGGGGCGGCUACGCAAUCGACCUGAGCGCGUGGCAGCAAAUGGCCGCUGCCACGGCGCCGCCGCAGGAGGCUGGCGAUGUCAGCGCACUCGGAGGAGCGGCGGCGGCGACAGCAGCGGAGGCCAACUGCGGCGCGUUGCAAUACUGGGGCGGAUGGCAGCAGGAUGACAUGCCCGGCCUGGACGGGGCUUGCUAAGUACUACGUACUACUCCAGUAGACUACUAAUAGUGCUUGUAUCAGUGAGUAUACUCUAUGUUAGUAGUACCUAUACGUAUAUAUGUAUGCGUGUACUGCAAACGUAAUACAUACUACUAUACGCUCAGCAUGUUUUCGCUAGUUUUUGUGUGCACGUAUUCUGUGUUCUUAGUUGAAACUGUGUGUUUGCUAAUAUAAUAUCGCUAUGAUCCAAUCAUCCUACUUGCAAGGUAGUUUCUUUCACCGUUUAGAGUUUUGGAUAAAUAGUGCACAACUGUAACCUUAUUUUCAUGAAGUAUAUUUAAAAAUAUUUUCAUGGUCC